Messenger RNA from Symbiodinium pilosum, 4002 nucleotides. The record is from the annotation of a GenBank genome assembly. NCBI's taxonomy places the organism in Eukaryota, Dinophyceae, Suessiales, Symbiodiniaceae.
AUGGCAUCGGUGCUGGGAGAUGGCGAGAUGGAGGAGUUGGACAUGGUCCUCUGGGUCAUUUCAGACCCGGGGCAUCGCAACUUCGGCACAGCCGUGGACGCCACCCUCUUAGAGGAUGAGGAGAUCUUUGUGGAGCGGGUCGUGGAGAGUGGCCUGGCUCAGUGGCGUGCCGAUCGUGGGAGAGAGCUGGGAGACAUCCGACUACUUGGGGAUCACAAGGACGCCAGCGGGAAGCGCAAGCUGGAGCUGUCGGCGGCCGUUGCUCUCAUGCAUGCUCCUCAGGAUUCGGACUUUCCACUGUCAGGUGUUCGGGCCGCGAAGGAGUUGCACGAGAGUGUGUCCGAAGGACCCGGAAACUUCUUGUCAUACCAUGCUGAGUGGCUUCGUCUUUCGGGAGUGUCAGGUCGCAAUGCUGCAGCUCAUGUGCAUCGUAACCUUUGUGAUAUCCUGAGGUUGCUCCAUUCCUAUGACCAGGUUGAUUGCAGUUCCCUUGCGGGUGGCGAGACUUUGUGUCGCUGGCUGAUUCAGACCGAGUUGGCCGUGGAGCGCUCACCUUCUCAACCGGACUAUUCGGGUCUGGACAUAGUGGCGGGGACUGCUACCCUUCCGGACGGGAGGGCAACGACGAACAAAUUCACGGAGUGGGUCAGCAGCAGGCUCAAGGAGCGGGCGGCGAUCUGGAAGCAAGAGCGCCUCUAUCGUUCCGAACGCAAAGGUCGAUGGCAUCAAGGGCGACUUGGCGAUGGCGACGACACCUCGGACGACGAGGAGACUGGCGGCAAGAACAAGAAGAAGAAAAAGAAGAAGAAGGGGAAGGGCGAACAAGGCGGAGGUGGCGCAGCGUCCGGCUCGGCAGGUGAGCCCCCUUCAUCGCUGACGCGGCGAGUGGAUGCCUCUUUUAAGACGCUGAAUGAUCUCGCCUCAGCACCUUUUGAUGCUGCAGCGGGCAGCUUGCCCUUGACUCAGUCCCAAAAGUGGAUUAUGGAUGAUGUCUGGCGGCGGGUCGCCCACUUUGGAGACUGCCCACUGGAUCUUGACGAGCAGGGGGUGAUCUCCAAGAUGGCUUCAAAGGCCAACCUCUACACAGGGGAGGCUGCGCACCCUGCAGAGUUCGACAUGCAGCGAAUUAAGAUCUUGCACAGGCGCCGGCCGGUCCUUCCGGCCAAAAGCCUUCUUCCGGAGCAUGCGGCCAUCUUCUUGGAACACUUUCGCGAGCUGAUUGAGAAGUCGCCUUCAGAGCUAGAGGCGGACAUGGAGACCCAGGAGACCAUCGAGCCCUAUUGGGAUCCCAAGCUUCGAGGCAACAAGCAGUUGAGAUACAAGUUCUACCAGGCCCUGUCAGAGGCUGGCCUUUUGACAUUUCGCAGGCGCAGAAAGGGAAGGGUGGGCUUCUUUGUCGUCCGUAAGAAGGAUGGAUGGCAGAGGCUCAUCGUGGAUGCCCGCGUUGCAAACCAGAACCACCGCAGGCCACCCACAACUAGGCUCUCUACGGCAUCGGGUCUUGCAGACGUCGACUUUGUCGGAGAGGCGAUGGAUGGGCAGGGCGAGGUGAUGCAGUUGCAGUUGCCUUCGAUGGCUGCGGGUGACGUGGGUGAUUGUUUUUACAACUUCUCUGUGGAGUGCAUGGCUAGUUGGUUCUGUGCGGAUGACAGGGAAACGGUGGCGGAUCUCAAGCGCAUGGGCUUCGAGGUGGGCAUGAUCUUCGACGACUCUGUCCAGGACUUUGUUGAGCCUUCUGACGACGAGGCAGUGUUCUUUGCUUUCAAGGGCAUGUGCAUGGGGUGGAGCUGGGCAUUGUGGCUGGCCAACGAGAUCGUGGCGAACCAGAGUUCGAUUGGCAGUGGGUUGAGCGAGGAGCGGUUUAUUCGAGAUAAGCGGCCUGCGCCCACUGUCACGCAGUCUUCCCCCGCCAUCGGCGUCUACGUGGACAACGUGAAUGUCAUAGGUAUGGGCUCAGCUUCAGUGAACGACGUCAUGGACUCCGUUGCGGAUCGCUUUGCUCGACUGGGAAUCCCUUUCGAGAUCACUGACCGUGCUGGGGGAAAAACCCUGGAGACCCUUGGCCUCGAGUUUGACUUCUCAGACGGUUGUGUGGUACGCAAUACUCGACACAGGGCUUGGAAGCUAUGGCUGGCCACAAAGGGGAUGAUCAAGCGCCAACGACUUUCGGGGGAACUCGUCAGGGUUUGGUUGGGGCAUGUCAAUUUCUACUUCUCCCUUUGCCGGCCGUGCCUUUCAACUUUGUCUUCAUGUUACAGGUUCGCGGCAGUUCACCUUGGCCAUCGCGCGGUGGUCUGGCAAAACGUCCGGAAAGAGAUGAGAGAGGUCAUGGGGUUGAUCUUUUUGGUGGAGCGUGACCUAUUGGCUGCCCGGUCCCCUCUGGUCCACUUGGGUGACUCCUCCAUGUUCGGGUUCUCGUUGAUGUCUACGGUGGCGACCGACGCCGAGAUCAAGCGGGAGCUGGAAGUGAAGGAGAAGUGGGGCUUCAUUCCUGGGCGGCUUUCGUUGGCCCAGCCGGGACUGAGGGGCCCCGUCGAGCGCUCAGCGGGGUUACAAACUGAGUACGCGGGGGACCUCGCCAAGAAGGUGCAGGAGACUGGACCUCAGCGACUUCGUCAACAUCAGCAGCAGCUUUUCGGGCCGCCUAAAACGGUGGUCCCCACAGUGAUGGAGGCGGCGGUGGAGACCAGGGCCGAGUUCAUUCGGGCAGAGGUGCGCUACCUGCAGGGGCGAGGCAAUAAGUGGGUCUCUGAGAGCAAGACCAAAACAGCUGGGGCCUAUACUGCCUCCCUCGCUGCUCGCUGGGCAGAGCUCCUGGCGAUUGACGCUCCCUCUCAGGCCUUUGGAUCUUCACUGGACUUUCUGGCUCAGGUCGAUGGGGACCUCAAAGACGCUAGUCGGCGACCACGUCGACUGGUGGGCCCGAUCGGGCCGGCGGGUCGCAACGUUGUGCUCGACUCUGACGUCACAAAGCUCCUUGCCGCGGGGGUUGUCUUCGGGCAGCACUCUAAAGAGGAAGCCGAUCGACUCAGGCUCAAAGCUGCGAAAGUAUCACAAAAGACGCUCGAUGCCUAUCAUCUUCGCAUAGGGGCUUUCAACAAAUGGGCUGCUGAACAUAAGCUCAAGGUCACCAAGUUGAACCUUGAUUCCAGGGUGGUGCGCUACAUGACGUGGCUGUACGACCACGAUGACUGCGAGCCAUGGACAGCAGCCUACCUUAUCUAUGGCCUGCAGCUUCUGAAAUGUACUGUUCCGAAAGCCGAUUUCCUCCCGAACGCCAAAGAAGCCCUGACAGGUUGGAAAAAGCUCCGUCCAGGUUUGAUGCGGCUUCCAGUUCCCGAGGAGUUCGUUUUCGAUGUGGCCAUUGAGUUGGGCGCGACAGACUCAAAGCUUGCGGCGCUGGUCCUGUUACAGUUUGAUUGCUACCUGAGGCCUUCGGAAGCUUUGGGGUUGACAAAAGAUCACUUGGUCCGACCAGCUGGGCCUCGUUACCCCAGGUGGGGUCUGAUAGUCUGUCUCUCUGAGCUACAGGAGCGAACGAAAACUGGCACCACUGAUGAUAGUCUUAUGGUCGGUGAUGUGGCGGAUCGUUCGUGGAUGUCCGCAGUGAUGAGCUUCCUCUUUGAGCAACCUGAGCAUCAAUUGUUUGGGCAUGUCAAUCUCAGCCAAUAUGAGAAGGCCUUGCGUGCGGCAUCCAAAAAGCUCGGCUACACUGGAGAUGUGCUUCAGCCUCAUAUUCUUCGGCACUCAGGGGCUUCGAACGACAGGUCUCAUGAGCGCCGCUCGCUGCCGCACAUUCAGAAGAGAGGCAGGUGGGCAGCCAAAAAGAGCGUCCUUCGAUACGAGAAGGCGGCCCUCAUGCAGCGACAAUGGAAAUUCGCUCCUAAAGAGCGUCUUCAGCAGAUCCAAUCUGCGCCCAAGAGACUUCGCAGCCAACUGCAUCAUCUUCUUCGGCAAGGCGGUGUUCCACCCACAAAAUCCAAAAUGGGCAACGGCAAGUAG